UGAAGGAUACGAAAUCUAUAUAUUAUGGUUCGUCUUUAACGUCUCUAAAAACUGGUCAGAGAUUUUAAUUUUAAACUAAUUAAUAGAAAAGUUAUGGCAAGAAAACCAGGUUUUUGGCCUGAAAUUGUUCAACUUCGAUGCCAAUGUUCAAUCUCGAAGACAAUGAACUUUAAAGCAAAUAUGGGAUAGUAUAUUGCUUAGAACAGUUGCUGUUAAUAUGUAUGUAUGUAUGUAUAUACUUUAUUGUACAUAGAAAUAAAAACACGAAAAACACAGUUACAGAGUAAAUUAAAUACAACAAAGGCGAACUUAUCCCUGUAUGGGAUCUCCUCCAGUUAACCUUUGAGGAAAUAUAGGAGGAGGAAUAUGAUAACAUAAGUCACAAAAUAUAGAAAACUAAGAGAUUCAGAUCGAAGGUCAUUGGCGCCAGGGAGCCCCUUAAGGUUGGACCCUCGUCUCUCAAUAUCUUUGCCUUAUCUAUACCUGACGUGGUCAUAUACAGUACAGGACACGCUGUAUUAUGCACCACGUGCAAUUAACCACAAAGCGAGCUGGAGGCAUAACCAAACGCAAAACUCGGGCUGUCAGUGUCAACAAUAUAUUAGUUCAAGUUAUUAGUUACAAUUGUUGUUGUUUAAGGUUAUUGUUGUGAGUUGUGGGCUGUAAUCAAAAUUAGGAAAUUGUUGCUAUUUUACUAAGUGUAUGAGUCAGAAAUUUAUUGUAAUGAAUACUUGCAGAACGUGCCUUAAAUCUCCAGCCAAUAAAAAUAUUUCAGAGCUGGAUAAAGGUAUCGAAGGUGAUAACAAACAGUGCGUCGAAAUCAUGGCAUUUUGUUUAGAUAUAAAGGUAACAAAAGACUCCAUGAUAACAACGAAUCUAUGUUACAACUGCUAUAGAAAAAUAAUUUCAUUUUACAAAUUUAAGACGCUAUCCUUAAAAAUUGAUGCUUAUUUAAGAUCUCUAGAUGAUGUGGACGUGGACGAAAAUGGCGUAAAACACGAAAAUUUCUUGGAGUCUGAUGAUCAUGGAACAAAUUCAGUUGAAGUUGACAAUACAGAAAUUAGAAAAGAAAUUGAUAGUGAUGUGUUUUCUUUGGGAAAUGUUAAAAUAGAUGACAUAGAUGUUCAAUCCGAAGAAACAUUAGGAGAUACUGAAACAUAUGAGGACUAUAAUAUUCUAGAUGAACAAAUUUUAGAAGUUCCUAAAACAUCCAAUAUUGAAUCCCAUGACACAAAAGAUGUAGCUUUUGAUGAAGGUAUAGAUGGAGGAGAGCCAUGUUGCACAAUAGUGGAUAUUAAAAGUGAAAAUAUUGGGAAUAGGGCUGAAAGAACUGCCAAAAAAUGUAAAAAACUUGGCUCUAAGAAAAAGCCACUAAUUCAAGUAGACAAAAAGGUGAAGGAGCAGAAAAAUAAUGGAAAAGUGUUACAACAAAAACGUAAAAAACGUAGCUCGAAGAAACCACAAACCCAUAAAGCAAAAAAGGCAAAGGAUCUGAAGGAGAAUGGCAUGGUGUCUCAAGGGCCUCAUAUCUGCGAGCAAUGUGGUGUUACCGUAAUUGACAUCAAGUCACACUCGUUGACUCACAAGUUUAAGGAUGAACGGAAAAUGCUGAAGUGCAAGGCGUGCCCUAAGCUGUUUAUUUCCAGAGGUGGUAGACGCAGACAUUUCAACGUCCACCAUUUAGGUCGAAAGGCCAAGUGUGAUAUUUGUAAUGGACAUUACGUUAAUCUGAAUACACAUAUUAUGCAAGUACACAAGAAGGCUGAACUACGAUUCGUCUGCGUGAUGUGUGGGCGCCGCUUCGUGUCACGGCACGUGUUGGACCAGCACAUGUAUACGCACACUAAGGCGAGAGAUAUACUAUUUGAAUGUGACUUAUGCCACAAGAAGUAUGUGUUAAAGGAGAAUCUAAGAGACCAUAUAAAGCGAGUCCAUGAACAUGUAAAAAAUUACCAGUGCGAACACUGUCCCAAAUCAUUCUUCGCCAGAAAUGGGAUUAUAUAUCAUUUAAGGAUGCAUACAAAGGAGCGCCCAUUCGAGUGCGGAGAAUGCGGCAAAGCCUUCACGAUAAAGAAGGUGCUUCGAGCCCACAUGCUGGUUCACAGCCGUACCAAGGACUUCAAGUGUAAAUUAUGUCACUUGGGCUUCAGGGCGGCUUCCAACCUAAAGACCCACAUGAUCACCCACACAAAAGAGAAGCGGUUCUCGUGCCAAUACUGCGGGAAGCGCUUCGGCCGCCCCGACUCCUGCCGGAGACACGAGGCCGGCCACCAGAAACAACCUGCAGCCGACUGAACACCGUAGUUGUAGGUUCUACAUUCGCUGCGCACCGUGCAACGACAAAUCGUGUAAGAUAACCCGAUCAUAUGGUCAGUCAUUUGGGGGUCGCUUAAUUCAAGAUUCCUUUACAUUGGAGGCUUCAUUAAAAGCAAUAAGAAGUAGAUACCUACAUUUCAUGGCAAGUUCGAAAAGUGGGUCAUUAUGUACGAGCCCCGAGAAGUAUUUUAUGAGCCGAAGGCGAACCUUAUGAAUGUUAUUAAGAAAAUAAAAUUUUGUAUUAUCCUAUU
Messenger RNA from Cydia pomonella (codling moth), 2567 nucleotides. Its product is annotated as zinc finger protein 347-like. Gene Ontology annotation, molecular function: DNA-binding transcription factor activity, RNA polymerase II-specific; zinc ion binding; RNA polymerase II transcription regulatory region sequence-specific DNA binding. The transcript has 8 exons. The record is from RefSeq and is a predicted model, not a curated record. Gene Ontology annotation, biological process: regulation of transcription by RNA polymerase II. NCBI's taxonomy places the organism in Eukaryota, Metazoa, Arthropoda, Insecta, Lepidoptera, Tortricidae. Gene Ontology annotation, cellular component: nucleus. The coding region runs from base 703 to 2295 and encodes 530 amino acids.